This is a messenger RNA of Mustela lutreola (European mink), 2630 nucleotides long. It is a transcript of the gene LTB4R, whose product is annotated as leukotriene B4 receptor. Gene Ontology annotation, cellular component: plasma membrane. The transcript has 2 exons. NCBI's taxonomy places the organism in Eukaryota, Metazoa, Chordata, Mammalia, Carnivora, Mustelidae. Gene Ontology annotation, molecular function: leukotriene receptor activity; complement receptor activity. Bases 93 to 1328 code for a protein of 411 amino acids. Gene Ontology annotation, biological process: complement receptor mediated signaling pathway; phospholipase C-activating G protein-coupled receptor signaling pathway; inflammatory response. The record is from RefSeq and is a predicted model, not a curated record.
UUCCUCCCUGCUAGGCUCUUCUGGAACACAAAGACUAUUCUCCCUCACCCCAGAGUGAAGGGAGGGCUAGGACUUUCAGCCCCACCCUCAGCAUGAUGUGUCUUCCCCCUCCUCUGCUUCUUGGUACUUCCUCUCUGGCGGACUUAGACGACAGCAACCAGACCUGGGGCUGGGGACCCUGGAACAGGGGCAGGUCUGGGAAUAGACUACACCACUCUGCCCUGGUCUUCAGAUUGGCACCAGCUUCCCACCGGUACCCGGCAAAGCCUGGAAGUCCUUGCAGUGGCCACAGACCCUACAUCUUGGGCAGUACCUCUUCAUUAGGGGUCAUGUUCAUCGUUCCGUUGACUAUCAUCCUACUGUCAGUGGCGCUGGCUGUGGGGCUUCCCGGCAACAGCUUUGUGGUGUGGAGCAUCCUGGUAAAGAUGCGGAAGCGCUCUGUCACUGCCUUGUUGGUGCUGAACCUGGCCUUGGCAGACUUGGCUGUAUUGCUUACCGCCCCCUUUUUCCUCUACUCUGUGGCCCAGGGCGCCUGGGGUUUUGGACUGUUUGGCUGCCGCCUGUUUCACUAUACCUGUGGAGUCAGCAUGUAUGCCAGUGUCCUGCUGAUCACGGCUAUGAGUCUGGACCGCUCGCUGGCAGUCGCCCUCCCCUUCGUAUCCCAAAAGUUUCGUACCAAGGCUGUUGCCUGGUGGGUGCUAGCAAGCAUCUGGGUGAUGUCCUUUCUGCUGGCCAUACCUGUCAUCAUGUACCGCAACGUGGACUUGAGACAGGACAACCAGACUGGCUGCCUCCUAACGUACUCCAGCAAGCGAGCCAAAGCAUUCCAUCUGCUCUUUGAGGCCCUCACCGGCUUCCUGCUGCCCUUCCUGGUGGUGGUGGCCAGCUACUCGGACAUCAGGCGCCGGCUGCAGGCCCGGCGCUUCCGCCGCAGCCGCCGCACUGGCCGCCUGGUGGUGCUCAUCAUCCUGGCCUUCGCCGCCUUCUGGCUGCCCUACCACCUGGUGAACCUAGUCGACGCGGGCAGGGUGCUGGCCGGCAGGGGCGCUGGGCCCAUGGGAGACCCGCUGUUACUGGCGCGCCACGUGUUCAUCGCGCUGGCUUUCCUGAGCAGUAGCGUGAACCCCGUGCUGUACGCGUGCGCCGGUGGCGGCCUUCUGCGCUCGGCCGGCGUGGGCUUCGUCGCCAAGCUGUUGGAGGGCACCGGCUCCGAGGCGUCCAGCACCCGCCGCGGGGGCACCCUCGGCCAGACGGUGAGGGGCGCCCCCGCGCCUUCCGAGGCUGGCCCCUCCGGGAGCCUCGCCGACUCCAUCGACGCUCUCCAGUGAAACGAACUGAACUAGCCCUGGGGGUUGCUGGUGGUGGUGGUGCUACUGCUGGUAGAAGGACGCUGGCGGUCCUCGUGGCAGAAUGUUCCCCACAUUGGCCUGACCCAGUUUACCUCGUGGAGGAGGAGGAGGAGGAGGAGUAGGAGUAGAACAGGAGUGGGGUGGAGCGGAAGAGGAGGGAGGGGAGGGGCGGGGCAGGGCAGGUAAGGGCAAAGUGAUAGCCUGGAGCAGCUUUGCGAUUAAAACUGGUAUCACGUUGGGUCAGCCCUGUGUGGGGCACGUGCAUUAGGGGCAAGAGGGAUGCUCCUGGCACUCUUAGCGGAGGGGGUCCUUCUCAACAGGUAAGAGGCACAUCCUUUAGUUUCCCAUGAUUUUCAGUUUGGAAAGGGACACAAAGGUACAGAAACCAGAAUCCCCUCUCCUCCCACAUUCUGAAGCGCUGCAGAUCAUACUUAGAACAAGACAGGGCUACAGACCCCUGAAGGAGCUGACCAAGGAAGACCACCCAUGAGGGCCUAUCACUCCAGACUCCUUGAAUCAGCGGAUGUUCUAAGUACACUUAGCACUGCUGUGGGACUUCUCCCCUGAAGCUUGUGAUGGGUAUCACUGUUACCAUGACUCCAACUUCCUGCUACUCAUCUUUGUCCUUUCAGUGUGCAAUGUUCUAAGGGACUUUCCUCCAUUUUCCAAAGAGGUUUCACUUGAAAACAAACUCAUCAGAUCUCAGUCCGUGGAAUUCUGCACAUCAGCUUUCUGCCAGUACCCAAAAUACACUCUGAUGCCCUCUGUAACCCUGGUCAUUCUUAGGAAAUUAAGAUUCCUGUAAGUGAAAGAGUUAAGUCUUUCUUUCUGAGGGAUGACUGUUGUUUUAGAGAGCCUGAGACUGGUUCUGGUCCAACUGCAUUUUAGGAAGAUGGUAGAAGAAGUGGCAGCAGUGUACUUUCGUAAUCUCUCCUGUAAAGAGCAAGCAACUAGGAGAAAAACCAAGAAUCCACGUGUAACAAACCUAGGGUGUCAAGAUAUUGCUCACAGACUCCAAAUAUGAGCAAGGAGCAAUGAACCAGGGAUGCUCCAGGACCCAUCUAAAUCAGCACCUGCUGAAGGAAGCAAGAGGGUAUCUGAGGGACCUGAGAACAAGAGAAGCCCCAAACUGUCUACAGGUCUUGGCUGGAAAGCAUGGGUCAAUUUGACAACAGGGAGGGACCCAACAGAUCAUUUCCCAGGCCUCUAGUGCCCAUGCUGCCUUGGAAGCACAGAAUAGAUGCUUAUUUAGUGUUUAUUGAAUGAAUAAAGGUCAAAUGA